Sesamum indicum (sesame) is the source of this 8969-nucleotide messenger RNA. RefSeq lists its product as uncharacterized. NCBI's taxonomy places the organism in Eukaryota, Viridiplantae, Streptophyta, Magnoliopsida, Lamiales, Pedaliaceae. The record is from RefSeq and is a predicted model, not a curated record.
AUGCUGUUUACCCUUCUUUUCAUUUCAAAGUCUACAGCAAAGCAUGCGGCAUAUUUCUGGAAUUUCAAGACUUCAAACGCAGAAUUCUCUCCUACUGUAAAACCCCACUGAUUCCCAGUGCCCACGAGAAUUCAUAGAUAGCUACACAGAGAGAGAGAGAGAGAGAGAGAGUAGAAGAAGAGAGUUAGUGUGAUAGAUGGAGGUGGAGUUGGAGCCCAGGGUGAAGCAAUUGGCUUACAAGGUGAAAGCCAUGUCUAGAGAAUCCCCUGCCCAGAAGGCCGUUCACGUGCUCGACACAGACCUCCGCAACCAUUGGUCCACCGGCACUAACACCAAGGAAUGGAUCUUACUCGAGCUCGACGAACCGUGUCUCCUUUCGCACAUAAGGAUAUAUAAUAAGUCUGUGCUGGAAUGGGAAAUUGCAGUUGGGUUGCGUUACAAGCCAGAGACAUUUGUUAAAGUUCGUCCCCGCUGUGAGGCACCUCGGCGUGACAUGAUGUACCCAAUGAAUUACACUCCUUGCCGCUAUGUGAGGAUCUCUUGUAUGCGUGGAAAUCCAAUAGCUUUAUUUUUUAUUCAGCUGAUAGGGAUCCCAGUUCCAGGUUUAGAGCCAGAGUUUCAACCUGUUGCUAACUACUUGCUACCACAUAUAAUAUCGCACAAACAAGAAGCUGUUGAUAUCCAUCUUAAGUUGCUUCAAGAUGUGACAAGCCGGUUGACCAGGUUUCUUCCUCACCUUGAGGCUGAUCUUAACAGCUUUGCAGAAGCUGCAGAAUCUACUAUCCGUUUUCUGGCUAUGCUUGCCGGUCCAUUUUAUCCCAUCCUUCAGAUUGUAAGUGAAAGAGAAACUGCAAGGUUGGUUCUCAACAUUUCUGAUUAUGAAGCUUCUAAGACCAAUUUAUCGCCAACAGCUUUGAUGGUUUCCUCGAAUUUUGAGCCAAGGAGAUCACGAAACACAUCAUCCCUUUCCGUGCCUAUGUCAAUGCACUUGGUAUUUCGUCCUGAUGCAAUUUUUGUACUGCUUAGAAAGGCUUAUAAAGAUUCUAACCUGGGGAAUGUAUGCAGGAUGGUGUCGAGAAUUCUUUUGAAGCUUGUGGAGCCGAUGACAAUGCAAGAAGUAUCUACUCUGUCUUCUGACGUUACAACUUCUGUAGCUGAUGAGACUCCUAAAUCCGAGCCUUGUGGUCCUAUUUCCUUAUCUGAUUUUUCAACCUUGUUUGGGGAAGAAUUCGAAAUAGCAGAUGAUUCUUGGGAUCCUACGUACCUUAAUGUCUUAGAUUCUGCAGCUGUGGAAGAAGGAAUGAUGCAUGUUCUUUAUGCUUCUGCUUCCCAGCCUUCCCAUUGCAGCAAGCUGGCUGAGAACACUUCUGACUUUUGGUUGGCGCUACCAUUAAUUCAAGCAUUGCUUCCAGCACUUCGUCCAAAUGUUAGCAGUCCGUACCAAAUUGAUGAGAACUUCUCUCUUUGGAAGCAACCAUUUGUACAGACUGCACUCAAUCAGAUUGUGGCAACUUCAUCUUCACUGAUUUACCGUCCUCUGCUUCGUGCUUGCUCUGGCUAUUUGGCAUCUUUCUCGCCAUCACAUGCUAAGGCAGCAUGUAUUCUUAUUGAUCUUUGCUCUGGUGUAUUAGCACCAUGGAUGCCUCAAGUAAUUGCAAAGGUUGACUUGACUGUGGAGCUCUUGGAGGACCUUUUAGGCGUAAUCCAGGGUGCUCGCCUUUCUUUGUCCCGUGCACGAGCUGCCCUCAAAUAUAUUGUCCUGGCACUGUCUGGCAACAUGGAUGAUAUAAUGGCAAAAUAUAAGGAUGCUAAGCAACGAAUACUUUUCUUGGUGGAGAUGCUAGAACCUUUCCUGGAUCCUUCUUUAACCCCCUUAAAGGGCAUGAUAGCCUUUGGCAAUGUAUCUUCUAUUUUUAGUGAAAAUCAAGAACAAAAUUGUGCUAUAGCGUUAAAUGUGAUUCGCACUGCCAUAAGAAAGUCCGGGGUGCUUCCAUCAUUGGAGGCUGAGUGGAGAAGUGGGUCAGUUGCUCCUAGUGUGCUUCUCUCAGUUUUGGAUGCUCAGAUGCAGUUACCUCCUGAUAUUGAUCAAUGCAAAUUUUCAGCUUCUGGCACGGUGGAGCCACAAUCCUCAGCUGUUGUGCCUUCCUAUUGUAAUGGAGUAGCGCCUUCCAAAUCAAAUCACCAAGAAACUGCUGAUGUAAAGGUCGAUGUUAUUGACAUUAAUGGGAAGAUUGAUGUUUCGGAGGAUGCCAGUCUUCUCUUUGCUCCACCAGAACUGAGUAGAAUGUCCCUUACUCAUGUUCAUGCCACCUCAGACAUAAAGAUGUCAGAUUCAGGCCGUCCAAAUGUCAAUUUUGAGGCCAACAAUGUCAUGCAGAAAAAUUUAAUCAACCAGUUCCCCAGUGAUGUUGCAUUAGAUGCUGGUCAGGGUAUUGAAUUGUAUAAUAUGAUGGAUGACUAUUCUCAACUUGUGAAUUAUCGAGAUUGUGAGCUAAGGGCAUCCGAGUUUAGACGUUUAGCUGUGGACUUGAACUCCCAAAAUGAGAUUACCCGCGAGAGUCAUGAUGUAGCUAUAGAUGCUUUGCUUCUAGCAGCAGAAUGUUAUAUUAAUCCUUGCUUUAUGAUGUCUUUCAAAGACAUUUCACCUGAUGUGAGCAAAGUUUACCCCAAAAGUUCCAGUAAGGACUAUGGACCUUUAGAUAUUGAGGGAAUUUUCAGACAAAAAAAUAAUGACUUGAAAAUUGUGGCUGAUAUCGAAAGGAAUCGGGAUAGAGUUGUUCUUGAAAUCCUGAUUGAGGCAGCUGAGUUAGACCGAAAGUAUCACAAAGAGUCAUCGGAGGGGGAGAUUUCAGGAUUGUAUGAUGAAGGGGAUGAGGAUGUGGUGAAUCUGUCCCAGCAGGAUAUUCUUUGUGCAGAUGCUAUUACCUUGGUGCGACAGAAUCAAGCACUUCUAUGCAAUUUCUUGGUACAGCGUCUACAGAGGGAUUCACAUGGGGGGCAACACUCCAUGCACGAAAUUCUGAUGUGGUGUCUUCUGUUUCUGUUGCACUCAGCAACUAAAAUAGUCUGUGCCCCUGGGCAUGUGGUUGAUAUAAUAUUAAAUUUUGCUGAAUCACUCAACAUGCAGUUGAAAUCAUUUUAUUACCAACGUAAGGAAGGAAAUUCACAGCUAAACCAUUUUAAGCUGCAUGAGAUGCAACGACGUUGGAUUCUUGUUAACAGAUUAGUCGUUGCUUCAAGUGGUAAUGAUGAAAGAUCUGUGUUUUCAGUCAAUAUUAGAAAUGGUUUUCGGUUUUCGAACUUGGUUCCUCCUUCAGCCUGGAUGCAGAAAAUACCUGCCUUAUCUUCUUCUCCUUUCCCUUUGGUUAGGUACUUUGUUUGGAUGGCCAUUGCACGCAAUGCAAAUCAAUUUCUGAAAGAGCGCCUCUUCCUUGUUGCUGAUUUGCCUCAGUUGACGUAUCUUUUAUGUAUAUUUUCUGAUGACCUCUCUCUAGUGGAUAAUAUCAAUGAGCGAAAAGAUGUGGAGGAGCGGAUUGAAGAAUUGAGUUUAUGCCGAUAUAAUAAUAUUGAUGAUAGAAGCAAAAGUCUUGGCCAUCAAGAUGGAUUGCAAUCCUUUCGUGCUUUAUAUCCUGAUAUCAGUAAAUUUUUUCCUAAUUUGAAGAAAGAAUUUGUAGCUUUUGGUGAAACUAUAUUGGAAGCAGUUGGUUUGCAAUUGAAACUUCUUUCUCCUUCUAUUGUGCCAGAUCUGAUAUGUUGGUUCUCUGAUUUGUGCUCAUGGCCAUUUCUUCAAAGUGAAAAUGCACAAAUCUUAUUUCAGCACAAGCCUGAUUAUUUCAAAGGUUUUGUGGCUAAGAAUGCGAAAGCUGUCAUUCUUUACAUACUGGAAGCCAUUGUAGUUGAGCACAUGGAACCAAUGGUUCCAGAGAUACCGAGAGUGGUGCAAGUGCUUGUGUCCCUAUGCAGGAGUUCAUACUGUGAUGUGCCAUUUCUCAAUUCCAUAUUGUCCUUGUUAAAGCCUAUCAUAGCAUAUUCCUUAAGUAAGGUCUCUGGAGAAGAGAACCCACCAGCGGAUGAUUCAUGUGAUAACUUUGAAUCAUUAUGCUUCAAUGAGCUCUUUAAUAGUAUUAAAUAUGUUGAUAAGAAUCAAGAUACUCCAACAGAAAAAGGCAAAUGCCAGGCACUUGCGAUAUAUGUCUUGGCUACCUUUUUUGGUGAUUUGUCCUUCCAUCGGAAAACAGAAUUAUUACAGUCCACCAUACUCUGGGCAGAGUUUGCAUCAUUUGAGGGCACAAAUACUUUUCAUGAUUAUAUUUGUGCAUAUCAAGUUCUCAUGGAAAACUGUAGAGAUCUACUGGUCGCCACUUCGAGAGCGUGGGGUGUAAUUCCACUUAAAAGCCCCCUGCAUUCUGAUACUAGCAUUUGUAGUAUUGGUGAUUAUACUAAGUCAUCAUCCUGGUUUCUGAAUGAUUUAUGCAAGUCCUCUCCGAUAGAGGUGUCAGAGAGGCAUCAAGAUGACGACGAUGCAGUUUCUGAUGUUCGUCAUAAGGUUUGUCAAUUGAAUUUGGAAGAGGUGAAGAGUCUCUCCAAACACCUGGAAGCCCUCAUAUCUAAACUCAAUCCAACUUUAGAACAAUGUUGGAAAUUACAUCAUAAAUUGUCCAAGAAACUGGCAGUGACAUGUGCCGAAUGUUUCAUGUACUCGCAGUGUUUAUCUUUGAUAGCGGAGAAAGUUUCUGACUCUUCAGGAGUAGAGGAAGUUUUUGACUCUUCAGGAGUAGAGAAUCUCCUUCCAAGCAAGUUUGUUGAUGAGUUCCCAGAUUCUUGGAGGACCAGUCUUGGAGGACUUUCUCAAAUGAUCUUGGUGCUUCAGGAAAAACAUUGUUGGGAUGUAGCAUGCGUGUUACUUGACUCACUUCUAGGGGUACCUCAGUGUUUUUGUUUGGAUAAUGUGAUCGCUGACAUAUGCUCUGCUGUUAAGAACUUCUCUAACAGUGCACCUAAUAUCUCUUGGAGACUACAGACUGAUAAGAUGAUAUCAUUGUUAUUGGCAAGAGGCAUCCAUAACCUCUGUCAAACUGUGGCCCCUCUGGUUGAUCUGUUCUGUGCCAUUCUUGGGCAUCCUGAGCCUGAACAACGAUAUAUUGCUUUAAAGCACUUAGGUGGAAUUGUUGGCCAAGAUGUAAAUGGUGAAAGGUUACUUUUGUCUUCAAAAACUGAAUCUAUGAUAGCAUUAUCGGAUCCAAUUAUUUCUGCUUCAGAGCCGAUUUUAUCAACUCUGGUUUCUGCUACCUGGGAUCAUGUGAGUUUGAUUGCAUCAUCUGACACAUCGCUGCUCCUACGGAGCCAUGCAAUAGCACUACUUAUCAACUUCAUACCAUUUGCUGAGAGGUGUAAAUUGCAGUCAUUUCUUCAAGCAGCUGACAGUAUUCUUCAAUGUUUGAUGACUCUUGCACAACCUACAUGUUAUGGCCCACUGACACAAUUCUCUUUAGCACUCAUUGCCACUGUUUGUCUUUAUUCUCCAUCUGAAGAUAUUUCACUGAUUCCUGAAAGUAUUUGGAGAAAUAUUGAAACAUUCGGAUUGUCUAGAACUGAUAGGUACUGCACCGGCCUUGAGAAAAAGGCUUGUGAAGCACUAUGUAGACUUAAAACUGAAGGGGAACAGGCUAAACAAAUUUUAAAGGAAGUGCUUUCUUCCAGUCCUGCAAAACAGGAAAUCCCUGAUUUUGUAUCUGCAAGAGAAUCAAUUCUUCAGGUCAUUGGCAAUUUAACCUCUGCCCGAUCAUAUUUUGAUUUCUUCAAAAAGGAAGCUGACCAGAAGACCUUGGAACUGGAAGAAGCUGAAAUUGAGAUGGAACUUCUACAAAAAGAGCACCCACUAUCAGAUUCAUCUUUUGAUUUCCAAGAUUGGCAUCAGCUACCAUUUUUGUCCACCUAUGCAAGGAAUGAUCAGCGAUUACAGCAAAUCAAAGACGGAAUUAGAUCCAUCGAAAAGGCUAGACUCAGGGAAGAAAUAGCAGCUCGCAGGCAACAAAAGCUUAUUCUGAGGCGUGCACGCCAACAAUUUGUAGAGGAGGCAGCUUUACGAGAAGCAGAACUUAUUCAGAAACUUGAUAGAGAGAGAACAAAUGAAAUGGAAAAGGAGCUUGAGAGACAGCAUUUGCUGGAGGUUGAGCGAUCAAAAACUAGAGAAUUGCGGCACAAUCUUGAUAUGGAGAAAGAAAAGCAAGCACAGAGAGAUCUCCAGCGGGAACUUGAGCAAGUGGAAUCUGGGGUCCGACCAUCAAGACGAGAAUUCGCAUCCUCCAGUCAUAGUAGGGAAAGAUUCAAAGUGUAGUGUAAGGGGUAAUGCCUCUUAAUGGGAGGACCAAAGAAGAAGGGGUGAGCAGAAGAAAACUGAUCUUUCCUUAUGCUGCUACCUCAGACCCUACUGAAGGUUCUAGCUCGGUUUUCAAUGUGCUUGUAUUUAUUAACUUAAUGAUACAUAUGCUUCCUAAAAUAUAUUUUCAUUUCUGGUUGUCAGUUUAUUAACUCGUUGUGGAAGGCCCCACUCUGCUCUUUGAGAGAAUCACAUACUUGAAAAUGGAAUCAUGUCUUGUAAAUGUUUGAGAACCAGACUAGAUACGUAGGUUUGGCUCGAUCAGCAGGCAUGGUUAUGUCUUAUCCAGUCUCUCCUUGAAAAUCAAGAGGGUGCAAACAAGAGGGAAGGAGUUAAUAAUUUGCCUGUUGCUCUUUCAUGCUCUCUCUGAAUUGACAAUAAAUUUGAUCGACUUAUGAAACAUAAUCAGAGAAGCAUACUAGUUCAUUACUUUGAUUGGUCAAAGUCUCAUUUUCUUCUCUCCUUAACUUGUAUAGAAAUAGGAAACCCAUUGGUGCACCGGGCUUUUCACUCAAUUACAACCCUGCUUUAUUUACAUUGCUGUGUAAGAAUGUCUUCCACAAUUUCGUCUUAUCAAUAUAUUAUAAAGUAGAAUUUUUCAGUUUCAAAUAGAAAUAUUUGAACUAUCUCUGUGGGAACUUAGCUAUUAAACCCACGCAUAAUCCUGAAUUUACAGAGCUUUUCAUUAUGUAGACCACUCUUCUUAAUGCAUCUCUUGUGUACAUAUGCAAUUUUCAGAUUCAGACAGGUCACAGUAAGUGCCAUGGUACUAUCUUCAUCAGAGCGUCUUAUCAGAUAUUUCUUUCUUAAUUUUCCAAUUGUUUGAGUAACAAAUCAGGACAUCCUGCCUGAUUUCCAUAUUUAUGGCCCUGAAAAGAUAAGUAAUUAGAACUUGUAUAGAGUAGAUAUGGUAGUUCAAUUUCCCCUACCAUUGAGUCAUUGACACAAGAACUCAAGACUCUGGUACAAAGAGCUCAAUCAUCCAAUUGAAGAAUGCCAUUAAGCUGGCAGUGUAUCAGAUUCUGACAUGACUUGCAUCAUUUUAUUAGGCAGCUAGCUGAAACUUUAGGAGUUAAUUCCUGGUUUGGCUCAAGUUCAAUUACCACCUGAUUUCAUGAAUAAAACUAGAGAAUUCUUGAUAUAAUGGUUAAAUAUGGCAAGAACGUAUAAUAGGAUAAAUGACGAACCUCUCAAUGAUAUAAGAAAUUGUUGUAAGAUCAUGUAGAGAAAUUCUAUGAUGGCACUGUUCUCUAUUCUUUGUGAUCUGUUUAAAGAAACUUUCUAAUCUGUACACAAUUCUUGAUAUAAUGGAAAUAUGGCAAGAACGUACAAUCGGAUAAAUGACGAACUUCUCAAUGAUAUAAGAAAAUGUUGUAAGAUCUUGUUGAGAAAUUCUAUGAUGACACUGUUCUGUAUUCUUUAUGAUCUGUGUAAAAGAAAUUUUCCGAUCUGUACACAAUACAGUACCUAAAUAGUUGAUAGCUAACUGUACUAAGAGGCAAUAACAGCUUCCAAAUACUUUCAUUUUGCGAUGUUCUAAUUAUUUCUUAUUUUAAUUCUUUUUCCUUCAAUUCAUUUUCCUUGUCAUAAUAAAUUUUGAGCAGUAUAGUCAAAUCGUUUGUUUUCUGUGGUUUUAUUCGUAACUUGUGUAAUGUACUCAACUACGCAACAUGUAAAGUAGUUGAGACACUUGUGUUUCUUCUCCUUUUCUUUUCCUAUCUAUCUUGGUGGGGUGGGGAUGUUUCGUGAAUUUGUGAAGAUAUUUGAAAAAAAUGGCCCAAGUUAAGGAGAUUCUUGCUGUUCAGGAAUCAGGUCACACUCUCACUUACAAGCUCAAUUUUCUAAGAAAAAUUGCAUUGACAUGAUUGGAUGAGAAACUUAAUAAAAAAAUGUCAAAAAUUCUAUCAAAAAAGGAUGCAGCCAGAUGUAUACAAGUAGCUGGUAGAGCAUGCACACUACAGUUGCAGGUCAAAACAGAACUUUAAAAGAUUCAGAAAGUAUUUGUCUAUAAAAUGUGCUCGAGCUAAUUCAGUGUGAUGUAAGGAUUUAGGGUGGUUAAUUUGUUCAUUUCUUGGUUCUCUUUUUCCCCUAUUACUGUUUAUUACUUAACAAACUCUUGUGUAACCCUUUUGAUGGGAGGGUGAGGUCUUUAGAGUUCUCUUUCCCCCUUGAGCCUUUGUUGAAGUCAAUUUAGACAAAGCACCAGGACUUCCUUGAAAAGUAAAAUGAGAAUUAGCAUUUAAUACGAAAAUAAAUGUCAUACUAAGUUUUAGAGACUUGUCUAUCCAAAAGAUGCAGGUAAGAUGCACAUUUUCGCCUAAGUUCAUUCUUCCAUUUCUUGGUAUGUCAGAUUACUUGGCGAAUGGCAAUUUAUUUCUUGUUCUUGUACUCAGUUCAUAUCUCUUUUUACUAAGGGUUGAAAGUAUCAAGAUGAUUACCUUUCCAAGUAUUUACCAACUUAGAUAAGAUCAGCAUGCAGUUAAUGAUCACUACCUUAACUGAAGCCCCUUUAUGAUCACUAUCUUAUCCUUUUUACUAAGGGCUGAUAAGUAGCAUGAUAAAUAUCCUUAACUAUUUCUGGUUCUUCUGC